Messenger RNA from Camellia sinensis, 635 nucleotides. The record is from RefSeq and is a predicted model, not a curated record. Lineage: Eukaryota; Viridiplantae; Streptophyta; Magnoliopsida; Ericales; Theaceae.
GCUAAGUGCCGUUCGGAGUACAGCCCGGACCCGAAGUGUCACAAGACAACGUCCAAAAUUAAACCCAUUGAACCAACUAGCGACUCUCCAGUCCGAUUGAUCAUGGACAGCAAAGAAGCCAUCUCUUGAAAAAUCACUCGAGGAUCCAUACUCAUUUUGCUUUAUUUCUUCUUAAAUCCCUUAACCCUAGGGCCUAGACACAAAACCAGUAGAGAGAGAGAGAGAGAGAGAGAGAGAGAAUGGGGAAGAGAGACAAACAAGAAGAGCUCCUGAAAACCCUAGGAGACUUCACAAGCAAGGAGAACUGGGACAAGUUCUUCACCAUCCGAGGCAGUGAUGACUCCUUCGAGUGGUACGCCGAUUGGCCACAGCUCCGAGCCCCACUCUUCUCCCACCUCUGCCCCAACUCCAACACUCAAACGCCACCUCCCGACGCCGCCGGAUCAUCAGCUUCCGUGCAGAUUCUUGUCCCCGGUUGCGGCAAUUCGAAGCUCUCCGAAUACCUCUACGACGCCGGCUUUAGAUGCAUUACCAAUAUUGAUUUUUCCAAAGUUGCAAUCUCUGAUAUGUUGCGUCGGAACGUGCGUUCACGUCCCGAUAUGCGGUGGCGCGUCAUGGACAUGACCUGUAUGCAG